This is a messenger RNA of Aspergillus niger, 978 nucleotides long. RefSeq lists its product as hypothetical. The transcript has 11 exons. The record is from RefSeq and is a predicted model, not a curated record. Lineage: Eukaryota; Fungi; Ascomycota; Eurotiomycetes; Eurotiales; Aspergillaceae. Bases 1 to 978 code for a protein of 325 amino acids.
AUGAAGCUGGAGAGGGAGAGGCAGCCCCGCAUCACGUGCACUAUGCCAAAUCGGGAUGACGUGGAUGACAACACAGCAUCACUAAUGGGAAUUGUGGCUGUGAUAACGAUCCCAGAAAAGUUGCAAAGCGCGCUGGACAAGGAGUUGGUACCGGUUAGAGUGUUCAAAACUUCAAGCCCACUCUCUCAGCACGGUUGCUUCUCCGCCUUGUCGCCCACGGGAGAAAUUCGGCGCGCGGUGGUCGGAAAUGUUCAAAUCCAUGAACAAAGUUCAGCGGUUGCUCAGAAAUUUGCAAAGGCAGCCGAGAAAUGGGGACCGUGCUGGGCAUGGUGCAUGAACUGUCGCAAGGUGCUCGGUGGCCCUCUUUUUCGAGUGAAAGUCUGGUACUCCGAAAGUCUAUGGGACAAUUCUCCAAAUCCCGCUGCGCUCGCAUCUCUCGCGUUACUCCAGGACUCUGGCUUGGAGGUGCUGGCCAGUGUGGUGCGAAUGUCGAUCACUGGGGUAGUCGGCUGCGGCUACUGUCGCUGUACCUUACAGCAUAGAGCAUGCAUUCGAUUCGUGGAAACUUUGCAACUCGGCCAUGCCUUUCGUACGGCGUACGCACCUGGGCAAGUUAUUUCCGUCGACGCUGAACAGACCCGUGGGCCGAAUGAUGAAGGUGGUCCCAUGGACCACAUGCCAAAUAGUCGCGCAGAUAGGAUUAUGAUGGCUGGUGAGUUUUGCGGAAGGUGGUGGGUUCUCAGUCUUGCCAAAGCGGCCGCGGUAGAACUUAAGGGGUUCUUUGACUUCAGAGCGAACCACAAGGGAUAUCACCAAAGGAGAGAUUGGAGACUGAAAGAUGAUCAGGCAUACCAUCGGGGAAGGGAGGUCACAGGUCGGCAGGCUCGGAUGGUCCCAGGGAAGACGACCUUCUGGAAAACAUUUGCCAAACGCUAUGCGGCCGGCGGAAGGCCUAAGACAUGGAAACGGCUCAGCUGA